Molecule: messenger RNA, 2359 nt
Organism: Owenia fusiformis
Lineage: Eukaryota; Metazoa; Annelida; Polychaeta; Sabellida; Oweniidae
Source: the annotation of a GenBank genome assembly
CCUUGGAAGUGUUUAUGGAAACAAACAUGUCGGACGAGGAAGCAGAGAGCGAAUAUUCACAAUAUCACGAAUAUCACGUGGAAGAACAAAAUCUACAGGAUAAUAUACUUGCUUUACAAAGAGUUGAAACACCAAACUAUGAUUUGUUCAGACCAUCUCUUGCUGAACAGCAAAAGAUUGGCUUCUUUGGCUUGGACCGUGCCACACAAACUGAAGUGUCUGAGAUAAUUGAAGUCAAGGAACUGACUGAAGUCCUGCAAGAAUUACUACAGGAUGUGAAUGCAUUGAAGAGAGACAUCCUGUUUGCAAAGCAGGUAAUGCAGGCAGACUAUGAGAGCAAGCUGGAGAGCAAAGCUUUGGAAAUGUACUGCAGAAUCAAUGAAAGACUGGAAGAGCUGGAACGACAACAUGAAGAUCGAGUGGAUGUGGUGAGACGUGCCUUCAAACAGCAAUUGUCUGAUGCUCUUGCUAGGAUGGCUGUAGUCUACACUCAAAACUUUGACACAAAGCUUAAGGCAGAGAGGAAGACAAAGGGGAAGAAUGAUGGCAAACAUGAUGAAAAGAUUAAGGAAAUGCAGGCCACCAUUCAGAGGAAUGAGUCCAUCAUACAAAUGAUGAAGAUGCAGAUACAGCAAUACCAAGCCAGGGCAGAUGAGCAUGACCAUUCGGCCUUCUCCACAGGCUCCCCUAGUAUUGACCCUGAACUAGAGGAGCUCAGAGAAGACAAAGUGAAGAUGGAGAAGAAGAUAGACAGUCUUGAACAUGCCCUGGAUCUCAAGGAAGAGACAACCACACAAUUAAAUUAUGAAAUUGCCAAAUUGAAUGAACAGUUAGAGAAAGAGAGAAUUCUCAUUGAACAGCUUAAAUAUGAACAGAAGGAGCAAAGUGCAAAACUGGAACAAGACAAAGCAUCCAAUAAAAGAUUGAUUGAACAGCAGAAGUUAGAGAUGGAGACUAACAUGGCCGAACAUCUAAAGGAAGCAAAACAGUCAAUACAAGAGCAGGCUAAGAGAGACAUGGAGUUGAUGCAGAAGAUAAAUGACAACAAGAUGAGAGAACUUGUUGAACAGAAACAGAAGAUUGAGGAAGCUCUUGUUAAGGAGAGGAGCAAAAAUGCCCAGAAACGUGAAGAAGCAUCAGAAUAUGAGAAAAUGAAAAAAGUGGAAGUCCAGCAUAAAAAGACAAUAGAAAAAUUGAAAAAGGAAAUAGAAAGAAUCCAUAAAACAUGGGAGAAAAAGUUUGCAAUUUUACAACAAAGUUUACAUGCACUUAAAGAUGAGAGUUUCCUGAGACAAACCAUGCAACGACAAGCUGCACAGUUACAUCAGGCAUCAAUCAGUUAUGCUAGUGACACUCCACUUGGAAUCCUCCCUAAUGGCAGAUCUCCAAGGAAAUCACAGCAGCCAUUGCCUGAUAUUCCAAGGACGCCUGUGAAGUCCCCAGCUGGAGAUAGAGACUACAUCUCAUACACAGUGUCAGCCCCUAGUGGCAGAGGAACUGGACUCUUCUCAUUAGAUGAGAACCAGGUUAUGUCAGAUGAAGAUGCAGAUCUGCCUCCUGGUAUGGUCCCUCUACCUGCACCUCCAUCCAGAAAACCUACAGAUUGUGGUGAUGAUAGUCGCCCCUCCACUCGAUCACAUGUUGUAGUGCUGCCAUCUGUUGAGGCCCAAUAGACUUACUUUAUUUAAAUUCUACCCUGUUUUGGUAGGAAUACAAUAUGGAUUUAUGCCAUGUCAUAUCUAAGUCACUAAAGUGCCUAACAGCAAGUUCCGUAUAUCUUAAGCAGUUAUACCACUUUCAAAGAGUAUGUGCCCUUUUAACAGUGAUAUUGUCAGACCUUUUAAGGCAAUGUAAAUAUGAGAAAUAAGGAAGGGCAUAUGAUUGAUGAAAGUGGAUUCCAACUGGAGUGUUAACGUGCAUUUCUUUAUUUAUUAUUUGUACUAAAGAACAUGAAUAAAAACAUUUCCAUGUACACCAGUCAUCGAUAAAAUCAUUUCGACCCAACAAUCCAUUCUCAAGGGCUGAUCUCUCUCCAUACCAUUACCAUAGAGCUUGAAAAUACACAUAACUUAAACUUUUACAUCAAUGGCUUUCUCAUUAUACACUUCCCUCCCAAAAGUUUAGCAACUAGAAGUUCCAUUAGGAUCAUUUAAACAGGUCUUUAACACUCUUACAAUGCCCAUUAGGGACUUCAAGUUGCCAAACUUAUGAAGGGUCGUGGUGUAUAUCAUAAUGCUAGUGUGUCGCAUAAAAUAUUGUAAAUAGCUGUAUAAAAUUGUAUUUAUUUUAUUGUAUAAUAUUGUAUAAAAUGUAUUUGUAUAUACAUAAUGAGAAAUAUAAAUAAAUGUAUAUUUGUGCC